UUUUCGGUUUUUUUAGAUGAAGGAUGGCAUCGCCUUGCAUCGCUUUAUCUAUGCGUGUAAGCUUCUUCCUCCUCGAAGUGCACCAUGAUCAAAAUAAUAUCCAAUUUCCGUGACUGAGUAUCACGAGUUGCAUCAACCUGGGGCUUGCAAGACUUGCUCCGGGGAUAUAAAGCCAGCUUCAAUCCACAACUAUGAAAAAAUAACAACCUCUUCAUUCCAAUGGCACGCCCCUCCUUCGAGAUUUACUUCACUGGCAGAGAUGAUCCUCGCGAUGGCUGCAUCGUCAUCGGCGAGGACACUAAGCCUGUUUUUUUCGAGUUCGAAACACAAUACAUGUCACCCUCUACAGCGCGCACCACCAUAUCUAGCAAUCGUAAUCCCGUGGCAGCGCUUGACUGGCUAAAUGGGGGCCUCGGUGUUGCCACUAUCGGUAAUCGCGAAAUUCCAAUGUCACAUAUGGUCCAACAGGGAUCCAGUUCAUCCGCUCGUAGGUUUCCUUCUGCGGACGGUCACCAGUACGAAUGGCGAAAGUGUCACAAUGACCCCAGGUCGUACGAGCUCUUCUCCGCACACAGCGGAAGAAUCGCAAAGUUCCAGAAGCAUUCCCAAGCCACGCCAAUUGGUCCUUCGCAUGGAACACUGCAGUAUAGUUUCAGCCACGACCUUCUAUUGCUCGAAGCUUUGCUCGCUCUGAAUCUUAAUAGGUGGCUAGAUUGGACCGGGUGAGCUGUUGGUGGGAAUAACAAGGAAUCUGUAUAUGCAUGUAUUACUGCCUCUGUACGAAUAUCGCUAUCUGAACACCCAAUGUAACAACAAAUUCUCCAUGCAAGUAAG
Messenger RNA from Suillus clintonianus, 834 nucleotides. RefSeq lists its product as uncharacterized. Lineage: Eukaryota; Fungi; Basidiomycota; Agaricomycetes; Boletales; Suillaceae. The coding region runs from base 220 to 726 and encodes 168 amino acids. The transcript is spliced from 4 exons. The record is from RefSeq and is a predicted model, not a curated record.